This is a messenger RNA of Trifolium pratense (red clover), 744 nucleotides long. RefSeq lists its product as uncharacterized. Bases 47 to 607 code for a protein of 186 amino acids. The record is from RefSeq and is a predicted model, not a curated record. Lineage: Eukaryota; Viridiplantae; Streptophyta; Magnoliopsida; Fabales; Fabaceae. Gene Ontology annotation, molecular function: cysteine-type endopeptidase inhibitor activity. The transcript has 3 exons.
AAUUUUUUAUUGUGAUUAUUUGAAAUCGAAUAUCUCUUCUUGAUCGAUGGAUAGAGUUUUGUUGCAGAAAAGCAGUGUCGAAGGAGGUACGCAGAAACAUGUUGAAGAUGAUAACGUGGAUCUUAAAUCGGAACGGAAACGUGUUGAAAGAGGUAAGGGGCUGAAAUCGCAACGGAAACGUGUUGGAAGAAGGAAGGGGCUGCAUGCGGAACGGGAACGUAUUAGAAUCCUCGAUGAUGAGUAUAAGAAGAGCCUUGGAGAACUAGGUCCCUUUGAUGCCAUUAUUGCCCCUCCACCAGGGUUAGGUGGUGCUUUGAUGCCCUUGAUCUUAACUGAUGCUAUUCGCACUCUUCUCGUUGAACUUUCCUACAUUGCUUUGGAAAAGUACAAUGAUGACAACAAUCAGGAUCCACAAUUUGAGCCAUAUGAGUUUGAUGAGCUUAUCAAGUCAACCCGAGUACUUUGUUCUGGUUAUAAGUACUAUAUUACCUUUAAAGCAAAAAAAUCUUCCAACACCUCUUCUACAAUUUUCCAGGCCUGUGUCUGGAGAAGGAUUGAUAAGUCGUGUCAGGUCAAGUCUUGUGCCAUCAAAACCAUGGAUGGUUGAGUCAUUUGGUCCUGGAUGUUUGCUAUGAAUUCCAUUAUGUAUUUUGUUCCUUUUGUUUAACUCUAUUAUUAUGCAGUUUAAAACUUGUUUUCUGAUAUGAAUGAAUGAAUGAAUGAAUGAUCGAUUGUUUUACCUGA